AUGAUGGAAAUAUUAACUAAAUUCAUUAUAAUUGUUGCGAUUAGUGCAAUUUAUGUUCAAGGCAAAAUCUCUUCAACAAAAAUUAAGAAUGAUGCUGCAAAAAUGGUUGAAAUCUAUCAAAUUUAUAUAAUGCCAUCUCGAAGAAACACAGUUAAUGACAUUUUUUCAGCACAAUGCACUGUACUAACAAGUUGCUGCGGUGUUUCAGGAAAACAGUUGUUCAACAUUCUUGACAGUCAUGCACUUGAAGAAAAAUGUCUUAACCGUCCAGCACUACCCUUAAGUAAGCCGGAUCUAUCGCUAUGUCCACAUUACAAAGAAAGAUUGGAUAUGAUUACAAAAAGUUCAGAAUAUAGUCGAUUCUUGAAGCUUCAUAGUGGAGUUCCAGGAAGUGAUCAACUAAUCAGAAAUUGGCGAUCACGAAUGAAAAAAGCAUGUUAUGAAACUGAACUUCAUCACUAUUAUUGUUUACCAGAACUUAUGGAUUCAUUUCAAUCAUGUCAAGAAAAAAUGUUACAAUCACUCGCUAAUGAAAAUGGUGGCAAAAAUUAUGAUGCUUUUGUUCGCAAUUGGAUCAAUGAUUUUACUACAUUUAACAAAAGAAUUGCUAAAGAAUUUCCUCAAUCAACUUAA
Molecule: messenger RNA, 633 nt
Organism: Adineta steineri
Lineage: Eukaryota; Metazoa; Rotifera; Eurotatoria; Adinetida; Adinetidae
Source: the annotation of a GenBank genome assembly